UUAGUGAAGAGGAGCGAGUGACACGCUUUCGAGGGCCGGCGGAGUCAAGGACGAGAAACGGCCUCUGAGUCUUAGUCCGAGGCGCCCUCCGCCCCGCUCGCUCCACGGGUCUGAGGGAAAACAUGUGGCUGGUGGGAAAGGUUUUGGUGCAGCAUGAGGAGCUGUUAGUGGUGUGAAGGAACGUGUGUGUGUUUAGACCGACAGCUGUUGAGGUGAUAAGCGCGGAAAUGAGCAACCAGGGCAUAAGGCAUCGGCGGUGGCUGCUGAUGCUGACGGUAAUAGGCCUGGGCUGGGUCGUCGCCACUUCCGUCACUGUUUUAGGCAUGUUCAUGACAGCCUGUCGGAGGAGAGGAAAGGCUGAGACCUCCAACAUAGGCCUCUGCCAGUCGUCCUCGCUGCAUGAGGGGUAUGCCAUGGUGGGGUUCGGCUCCCUCAUGAACGUGGCUUUGUUGGUGACGAUGCUGGUGCUCCUCAUGAAGGACAGGAGGAAGAACCGCGUCAAGCCAGACCCGCCGCCCGACUACGAGAGCCUCAUCAAGGAGGAGACGCCGCCGCCCUCUUACUUCGAGCUCAGCCUCGGCGACUCCGACCUCCCUCAAGAUGUCGUGGCCGUGGCGACUCCUUCCGCUUUUUCCUUUUCCUCCUCCUCCUCCGCGCCCACGCCCACAGACACGAGUGGCUCUACACCACCCACAACAACGCCAGUUUCUCCGCUCAAGACAGCCUCGGUGGGCGUGUCCUGCACCAAUUCUCCGUCUUCGAAGGCGUCCCUCACGGAAUCGCUCGAAGAAACCGAAGAUGUUCUUUCAAACGAUCUCACUCUGCUUCUCUAAACGUCUUUCAAUCUUAUUUAUCGAUGUUAUUAUAUAAGAUUAAAAUUACCUCUUUGUA
This is a messenger RNA of Penaeus vannamei (Pacific white shrimp), 891 nucleotides long. NCBI's taxonomy places the organism in Eukaryota, Metazoa, Arthropoda, Malacostraca, Decapoda, Penaeidae. The record is from RefSeq and is a predicted model, not a curated record.